AUGAUGGUACAGUCCCAAAAUAUAGACCUGGGAGGCCCAGGCCUGGCCAAAACGAAGAAAGGAGCCCGCAAGAAACAAGCAGACGCAUUCAUCCCCCCGCGAGGAGUGCUUCCCGACGGAACUGCUGUGGAUUUUGGCCACUCAGAUAAAAACAAGUCCAAGCAACAGCAAACACAGAAAAAGGCUCAGUCGGACAAGGCAUCCAAAGGACCGAAACAGAACGCAGUCGUGGAGUCCACCACGAACGAUCUUAAACAUCUGUUGCUGGACUCGUCGCAAUCGCUGCCUGAUGGCCAGAAACCAGAUUUUGGCGGGCGUACGAAGAAGAAGACCCGCGAUAACCACAAACAGCAGUCCACUGCAUCCAAUAGAAACUCAGGAGCUACGAAUUUGCCAUCUAGUGCCGACUCGUACCUCAAAAAGUCCCCCCGUUCCCAGUCCUCGACGUCGAUGUCCCCCCUCUCCUCCUCCACUCCAGUCUACGCAGGCUCCUCCUUCCACAGUGCGCCUUCCACACUCUCCCUUCCCAAACCCUCUUUCCUCAAGAAAUGA
This is a messenger RNA of Ogataea haglerorum, 552 nucleotides long. RefSeq lists its product as uncharacterized. The coding region runs from base 1 to 552 and encodes 183 amino acids. The record is from RefSeq and is a predicted model, not a curated record. The transcript has a single exon. NCBI's taxonomy places the organism in Eukaryota, Fungi, Ascomycota, Pichiomycetes, Pichiales, Pichiaceae.